AGUGCAUCUCAAGAUGGAAUUCUCGAAUCUUCCAAGCGAUAUCCUCUUGGGUAUUAUGGGAUUCCUCGAGAUAGAGGAUCAAUUUCAUUUAGGCCUGUGCUGCAAACGCCUUAAUUUCUUUCUUGACGAUAAGAUAUGUCGGCAGAAUCUUUUGACCUAUGCACCAUUCUCCGUCAACCCGGGUUCAGAUGCUAGAGCUUGGAGGUCUCUUAUAAAGCGGACUAUUGCAGUGAAGACAGCUCGUCCAUGGUUGCUGUCUGCGAUUGCUGUUUGCACUAGCUUUAUCUACAACGAUAGCGUCGUGGUGUAUUGUGUUGGGCAAACUAUACGAACUCUCCGUCUUCAAGGAUCUGUCACAGAAGAGAUAGCUAUCGAUCUGCAAAGAAUGCUCCAAGCUACUCAUUUAGAUGGGUUUAUAUUGGAGGGAGUCGAACUGUUGCACUAUGCGUGUGGUUUUGUCUCUUGCUUAUUACAAGGCGAGAACACACAAUACUGGCUUAUCUCAUGCCAUGCUGAGCGGGAGGUGGUCCGAUUGUGCGAG
Molecule: messenger RNA, 541 nt
Organism: Clonostachys rhizophaga
Lineage: Eukaryota; Fungi; Ascomycota; Sordariomycetes; Hypocreales; Bionectriaceae
Source: the annotation of a GenBank genome assembly